Messenger RNA from Nezara viridula (southern green stink bug), 573 nucleotides. Lineage: Eukaryota; Metazoa; Arthropoda; Insecta; Hemiptera; Pentatomidae. The record is from the annotation of a GenBank genome assembly.
AUAUAAACAAGAACCUUAUUUGAAAGAUAAGGUUAUCUGUAGUCUGUUUUUUAAAUUUUAUUUCAUCAUGAAUUUAGCGGCAGUAAUUAGAAAUUCAGGAAAACUUUUGAGAUCUAUCAGUUAUCAGGUCUAUUCUACUAGUACUAUUUCAUCAGAACAAUCAGUUUUCUCUGCCCCUUCCAAUGAUUCCUCUGUAGGAAGAAAAGAUAUGCCAGUUGAGAUAGAGAAUCCAUUUGUUAAAGAAAAACCUCAAUGUAUUUUAUGUAAGAUGAAUAUAACACCAGAUUAUAAGAACGUGAGGCUUCUCUCACAAUUUGUUUCACCUUAUACUGGACGUGUAUAUGGAAGACAUAUUACUAGGCUAUGUAAGCACAAACAAGAAUUAGUUGAAAAAGAAAUUAUUAAAGCCCAACAUGCAGGAUUUAUGCCAUACAUUAACAAAGAACCUAAAUUUUUGAAGGAUCCUAAGCUGUUCAACCCAGAAAGACCUAUGAGGAACCAUGAUUAUUGUUAAGCUUUUUAUUUGUAGAUUUUAUUUAUAGUUUGUAAAUAAAUGUGUUAAUUAAUUCUAAA